Neogale vison (American mink) is the source of this 853-nucleotide messenger RNA. RefSeq names its product pancreatic progenitor cell differentiation and proliferation factor (gene PPDPF). The record is from RefSeq and is a predicted model, not a curated record. Bases 167 to 604 code for a protein of 145 amino acids. Gene Ontology annotation, biological process: cell differentiation; multicellular organism development. NCBI's taxonomy places the organism in Eukaryota, Metazoa, Chordata, Mammalia, Carnivora, Mustelidae. The transcript has 4 exons.
GUCCGCGCGUGCGCACCCCGCGCGCUUCGGUCGCGGAGCGGCCCUCGGCGGUCUCUUCUGCAAAUGGGCUCCGUGGCCUAGUGUCCCCGUCCCCGCCACCUGUGGUCGCGCGCCGAGACCCGCGAGGGGUCGCCGCCGAGGUUUCCACCAGCCCACAGGCGCCGGCAUGGCGGCCAUCCCCUCCAGCGGCUCGCUCGUGGCCACCCACGACUACUACCGGCGCCGCCUGGGCUCCACGUCCAGUAACAGCUCCUGCGGAAGCGCGGAGUGCGCUGGGGACGCCAUCCCUCACCCCCCCGGUGAGUGCAGGUCCGCUCCCCCGGGCGGCACCAUCUCCCGGGACCCCACCAGGAGUGGGCAGCAGGAGCACGGCUCCACUCUGUUCCUCUCAGGUCUCCCCAAGGCCGACCCGGGCCACUGGUGGGCAAGCUUCUUCUUCGGGAAGUCCACCGUCCCGUUCAUGGCUACAGUGUUGGAGUCCCCAGAACGCUCGGAACCUCCCCAGGCCUCCAGCGGCACCAUCACCAGCGACUCAGCUCUGGAAGCCGUGAGGAAGCAGCCUGGUGGCCGGCCUGGCAAAGCCAACGUGGGGCCGCCAUCCUGAGGGCCAAGGUCGCGCUCCGGCAGGUGCUGCGCUCAUCAGAGCCCCUCCCCCCCUCCCCCCCUUCCCAUAGGCCAGGCCGGCUGCUGUAGGCAGAAGCAGUCGGGUUGUUUUAUAUCAAAAUAGCAAAACACCAAAAAGGAAGUUGAGAGAGUCCCACUCUUCACUGUCCAAGCCACACGCAAACCUUCCACACGCCCUGGAACCCUGUGCCUCGCACCAAGUGGAAAAUAAACUUCCCAGCAGCCAGUA